AUGACUAACGAAACUACAAGAAUACAAGAGAAACUUCAAGAAACUACAAGAAUAAGUCUCCUUGUAAAAGUCAACGGCGAAUCAGAUGGUCCGCUCCGUGACCAUGGUUCUGAUGGUCCACUUAGUGACGAUGGUUCUGAUGGUCCACUUUUUGGCAAUGGUUCUGAUGAUCCGCUUUGUGGCGAUGGUUCUGAUGGUCCACUUUGUGGCAAUGGUUCUGAUAAUCCGCUUUGUGGCGAUGGUUCUGAUGGUCCACUUUGUGGCAAUGGUUCUGAUGGUCCGCUCCGUAACGAUGGUUCUGAUGGUCCGCACCGUGACGAUGGUUCUGAUUGCCCGCUUUGUGACGAUGGUUCAGAUGGUCCACUUUUCGGCGAUGGUUCUGAUUGUCCACUUUGUGGCGACGGUUCUUAUGGUCCGCUUUGUGACGAUGGUUCAGAUGGUCCGCUCUGUGACGAUGGUUCUGAUGGUCCGCACCGUGACGUUGAUUCUGAUGGUCCGCAACGUGACGAUGGUUCUGAUGGUCCGCACCGUGACGAUGGUUCUGAUGGUCCGCACCGUGACGAUGGUUCUGAUGGUCCGCACCGUGGCGAUGAUUCUGAUGAUCCGCUCCGUGACGAUGGUUCUGAUGAUCCGCUUUGUGGCGAUGGUUCAGAUGGUCCGCACCGUGACGAUGAUUCUGAUGAUCCGCUCCGUGACGAUGGUUCUGAUGGUCCGCUCCGUGACGAUGGUUCUGAUGGUCCGCUCCGUGACGAUGGUUCUGAUGGUCCGCACCGUGACGAUGAUUCUGAUGGUCCGCACCGUGACGAUGGUUCUGAUGGUCCACUUUGUGACGAUGGUUCUGAGACCGUCACUCGUCUUGACGGACAGCACCAGGCCCAUGGGCUAAUGCAGUCUAGUUGUCAUUUGGUCUCUGAUGAGAACCUUGUCGCCGCACUUCAAGCGUCGUCUUGGAGUCUGCCAUUUAUUUAUUCUUUGGAGCUCACUCAAAUAGACCCGGUGAAACUUGAUCCGAGAGAUGCUUCACUCUACGCCACUGUCUUGGACCGAUCGGGAUGGUGA
This is a messenger RNA of Hyalella azteca, 1059 nucleotides long. RefSeq names its product cuticle collagen lon-3-like. The transcript has 2 exons. The coding region runs from base 1 to 1059 and encodes 352 amino acids. Lineage: Eukaryota; Metazoa; Arthropoda; Malacostraca; Amphipoda; Hyalellidae. The record is from RefSeq and is a predicted model, not a curated record.